AUGUCGGAUCCCGAACAGUCGAGCGAUUCUAGCUCAAAUUCUAGUAGUUCAGGCUCCGACUCAUCAAGAAGAGGAGGCGUAAAGAAAUUUCGUCUCUCAAGUGAAAAGUCAGCUAGUUUGGCCGACUGGGUCGUAUCGGGUUUAGAUGACACUCGAAAAGUGCUAGAGAGGCCUUUAGACCCAAACUAUAUAAAGAAGAACGCCAACCUGCUGAUCAACCCCAAUCUAGAUGAUGCAUUCUACAUCCGGCUGAAGGCAGUUAAGUCAUCUUCGGCAGCCAAAACCAACAUCGACCCAAUCGAGAAAAUCUACAGGAACCAAACCUUUAAGAUACUUGACUUAGUCAAGCCCAUCAUGUUUCUAGCAAGUCAGCUCAAGAAGAAGAAGAAAUCCCGAGCCGACGCCAAGGCGGUCAAAACAGCUCUGAAGCUCUGGGCGGUGGUGUACCACGACAUCACGAACGCGCGACGCCGCAACAUUCUGGCCCAAAUCUACCCACAGAAUAUUGGGCUGCUAGACGACAAGGCUGUCCUGCCAACGGGUGGGGAACACCUCUUUGGUUCGAAGUUCACCCAGGCCCUGGUCGAGCAAGUGAAAACUCUGAACGCUCUCGAAAAUGCGGGAGGCCCUCGCGCGUCCGGAUCUAAAGGUGGCCAUGAUCAACGCCAAGCGAAUCGCGAUUUCAGCCACUCUCCUUCAUCUUCAGGCGGUCGCUAUUCCAAUUUUAAAGGAUCUCGAUCCAACAAGGAUAGCCACAGAUCCAAUUUCGACCUUGGCUCACCCAAUCCCGCCAAUAAAGGCGAUCAGAACAACAACAACAAAUAGGCCAUUUGAACC
Daphnia pulicaria is the source of this 837-nucleotide messenger RNA. RefSeq lists its product as uncharacterized. The record is from RefSeq and is a predicted model, not a curated record. The transcript has 2 exons. Lineage: Eukaryota; Metazoa; Arthropoda; Branchiopoda; Diplostraca; Daphniidae. Bases 1 to 825 code for a protein of 274 amino acids.